AUGGGAGGUACUGCCUCCACUUCAAGCGUUACAGUGAAUUUCAUGAUGACUAUUAUAAAUGUCAAAGAUAAAAAAGCGGAGGGGAGGGCUUUGGGGAGCGGGGUCAGUUCACAAAUUUAUCUAUGUUGGGGAAAUCUGGAAGCAAUCCGUGCUUCCCUCAUAUUUCCAAUGCUUACUCAGUCUUGUUGGUUUUAUGCAGAUGUCUGUCGGAAGUUACAAAUGCAGAAAUGGCAACAGGCUAAACUGAUAUUUAAGGCUAAUUUUUUAACUUCAAAAAAGGAAAAAUUUUAUCCAGAAAAGUCGUAUAAUUUUUGGAAAUCCCGUUCCCUGGAGUUCCGCUUCCAUCAGAGAUUAUUGUCAAAAUUCUCAGCAAUCAUUUACUGUAAUGUUAAAUUAAACAUUAUUUCAAGUGCUAAUAAAACUUUGCUAGAAAGUUUACUAGAUAAAUGCAAUAAAUGA
This is a messenger RNA of Echinococcus granulosus, 459 nucleotides long. RefSeq lists its product as hypothetical. The coding region runs from base 1 to 459 and encodes 152 amino acids. The transcript is spliced from 5 exons. Lineage: Eukaryota; Metazoa; Platyhelminthes; Cestoda; Cyclophyllidea; Taeniidae. The record is from RefSeq and is a predicted model, not a curated record.